CUCCGUGUUUUUAUAUCUGCAGAAUAUUUGGUGUUUUUCUUUUUUAAAGAAACAAACAUAAGGUCUUUCUUCUCUCUCUCUUUCCUAUUUUCUCUUUAUGUUGGAGUUUGCAUCUCAUGGUUGUAAUAAAUGUUUUUCCUUUUAUUGGAUAAAAAUGAAAAUGUUUCUGGUUCUGUGGAGCUUCUGUAAUCAGCUGUAGACAUUUGGCUGAUUCUCAGCUGUUUUUUGAGCUUCUUCAGUUUGUAAAAAGACAUAUAAUGUUGAAAAAGUUCAAAUCAUGAAAUAAACCAAACUUUCUGUGGAGCAGGUGUUAUCAUAAAGGUGGACAGGUGAGGAGGACCUCUGCAGAAACAGCUCCACCUGCUGGUCAGAGUUCAGACCCAUCAGAGCAGCUGAUGACCCUGUUGCCAUGGUGACGUCACUGCGAUGAAAGGACAGCUGUUUUCAACAAUCUGUCUGUGCCCCCACCCCACCCCCCACCAUGGAGACCCGGGUCCAUAAAGCAUCAAAGAGCGGUUGUCUUCCCGUCCUGUGAGUCGCAGAGGGACAGGCAGCUGACGGCGGCGUUCCAGAGCAGGAGCCCGCGGCGAUAGAGGAGGAGAGCAGGAGGAGCGAGGAGGAGGGAGGUUCAGGGAGGACUCUGGAGAGGCGGGAUCACGCUGCAGAAACAUUACAGCUCCAUCCUAGAGCCGACCAGAACCAUCGAGAAUCAGAACCGGAACUCUGAUGACAGACCAGCAGAAAUCAACAAAGAGGAUUGGCUCCUCCGUGUACAUGUCAGUCCAAACCCCCAGCAGCGCCGCUGCUCGGCCCACUGCAGGUUUCGGACUGAAGGUGGACGAGAGGCUGAAAGCAGCGAAAGAACGAAGAGAGGAGCAGCAGAGGUUACUUGCCUCCCGGGAGCAGAGCCGGAUGGAGCGGGAGCAGCGCGCCCGACGAUACUACCAACAACAACUGCAGGAGCGCAGGAAGAAGCUGCUGGAGCAACGGCAGAAGGAGGAGCGGAGACGAGCGGCGGUGGAGGAGAAGCGCCGGCUGAGGCUGCAGGAGGAGCAGGAGCGAUUUGAAUCUGCCGUCCGGAAGACGCUGGAGAAGAGCCGGAAAGGAAGGAAGUCCAAGAAGGACGGUUCAGGUCGCUCCGUGGUUCCUGUCGUCACACCAGUCCACAAAUACCAGGAGCUCAGGCCCUCGAUCCCGCUGAGCUCCACCCACAACCAGCAGAGGGUCACCUGUGCCGGACAGACCAAAGCAGCACAAAGACCAGAUCCUCAGAAAAAGAGCUCAAGCAUGAAAGCAGCUUCAAACCAUCAUAGGACCCCCAUCUCCGCCCCCCCAGAACGACCCCCCCAGGUUCGGAGCAGCCGCCCCCACCCACUGCGUGUUCAUCUCAUGUCCGUUCCAAGGGAGGAGCCACCCAAGCCUGUGGUCAGACCAGACAGGAAUCAGCUGCUCCGACUGAAAACAGAGAUGGCUCCGGUCAGUCCAAGUCCAGACCCCCCCACCCAGCAGAGGGGGGUCAGAGCAGUGAGAGCUGAAA
Messenger RNA from Oryzias melastigma (Indian medaka), 1537 nucleotides. Its product is annotated as ensconsin. The record is from RefSeq and is a predicted model, not a curated record. Lineage: Eukaryota; Metazoa; Chordata; Actinopteri; Beloniformes; Adrianichthyidae. Gene Ontology annotation, cellular component: microtubule cytoskeleton. Gene Ontology annotation, biological process: microtubule cytoskeleton organization.